GGAAAAACCAUGCAAAUACGGAGGAAGAUGGUGGCAAAGGUGCAAAAAUAUAAUUUUCUUAAGGCUGUCUUCUUUGGACUAUGUACUGUAAUCAGCUUGAGGCAAGGCUAUAUAACCACAUUGAAGUAUUUGAGCACACCAAAUACAAACCAAAUCGAGGAAGUCCCUCUACAUGAAGCUGUGCCUGAUCUAGAGCUAUCCCUCUGUAAGAGCAUUAAUCUUGAAAACAGCCUGAAUUCUUAUCAAGAUGAAGGUAGAAGACAGUUCAAGGCAAAGGUUUCAGAUCUGAUAAAACAAAUGGAUGUGAUGGCAGUUGGCAGUAAUGUUUGGACCCAGGAAUUCAAUUAUACUGAUACCGAUGUUAAUUUCAGGAGAAAACUGUAUCCAUUUCUUGACAAUUUUGUACUGUUAUGUCACACUUGGAUAAAAAAAAUCCCAACUAUGUCAAAAUUGCGCCUCAUUCCUGCCAAAAACCAAGAUGAUGUACUAUUGUAUGUUUACAAAAGAGGACAAUUUCUUAGUCACAUGAGAAAUGCGCUGACAAAUAUACCAGACAUUGACCAUAUAGUGGAUAUUAGCAUUAAAAUUGAGGUUAUCAAUCUUAUACCUACUCCUCACAUGGGAUGUGAUAUUACCCUCAAAUCCUUUGAUUCUAGUUUAGAAGGCGAAGCAUUAAAUCAAUUAAAUAAUGAUUGCCAAAUAUCUGACUUCCACAAUAAAUCUAACAAAUUUGAAACAUGUGGAACCAAUAAAAGCAUGGCAAAAGUUUUAGAAAAAUAUAAAAAUAAACAAGAGUUUUGUUUACAGCCUUGUAGCCAGGUUAAAGUAGGUCUAACUCUAAACCCAGUAAACUGGCUCCAGUCCUUGGUAAAUUCCAAGGUUCCAGUGAUGACAGUUAUCCCCGGCUACUAUAUGACAAUUCCCAGAACAGUACUGGUAUCUAGAAUGCAUGACAGUUACACCACCAUCUCAUUUAUUGCUGAACUAGGAGGUUGGGUUGGGCUUUUCUUGGGAGUUUCAGUGUUAGGAGUGUAUGAUUUUCUAGCUCAAAUGUUGCCAAAAACCUGUAGAAACAAGAUAUGGAAUUUCUUAGUUGUAAGCAGCCGGGUGAUUUUGAAAUUUUCUUGUAUCAUAUGUGCAACAUUUAUUUUUUGUAAAUGUGUAAAAAAGAUGUCAAGCAAUGAGAAAACUACAAAUGUAUAUAUUCAAGAAAAAAUUCAGAAUAUCAGUAUAUCCUUUUGCUCAUUGACAAAUGUUUAUGCAGUUACACUUCAGGGGCCUCAGACUUAUUACAUCGCAAAUAAUUCAGGCUUUUGGCAAGAUACAACAAGUUUAAAGGAAAAAAUGGAAUCGUUAGUUGUUAGACUUUCAGAAAGAGAGACUGUUUCAGUGUACAAUUCUUCAUUAAACUCUAAUUCAAAGUUUUUUCUUUUCUCUGUCAAUAUACCAAAAUAUAAAACUUAUAUCGAAUCCUGUCACAGUCUGGAUCUGCAAAAUUGGAAAAAUAUUGAUUCAAUGGAAAUUAAAUUAAAGAAAGAUUUGAUUAUUUAUGUGCAUAUUACUGGACAGUUUCUAAGACCUGAGAAACAAGGAUUUGCAUUUAUCAAUAAAGAUACUGUUCGUAUAUUAAGAAAUGAGAAGGAAGGUCUCUUAGAAUCAGCAAAGGAAGGUCUUGUAGAAUCAUCAUCAUAUUCUUUCCAACUAGAAAUCAUAAAACAAGAUCAUAUCUUUAACGAUGGUUACAAUGAAGAAUAUUCAUAUGAUGACUGUAUCUUACAUCAAAUUGUGGAACAAAGCCAGGAUAAAAAUGUUUUCAAAAUUCUUAAACUAGAUGAAUAUCUAAAAUCUAGCAUACAUAUGGAGGAGUCUGUGUUUAAAACAUUGUCCUCUAAACUAGAACAAGAAGAACUGUAUUAUAAUUGUAAAUUGCCUAGUAAAAGAUUACACACAAUCUUUAGAAUGAAAACCAAGAAACUAGACGCUGCAAUUUUCAAAAUAAAUAAUCAACAAUGUAAUAAUUCCAUGUUGAACAUCUCACAGCCUUUUAAAGUUAACAUUAAGUUUCCUGGAAUAUCAGUUGUUAAAGAGGUGUAUUACUCUUAUGGAAUAAUUUCUCUUGUUGCUGAAAUAGGUGGUUGGAUUGGAUUACUUCUUGGAUUUAGUGUUCUUGAACUUGGAAAAAUAAUCCUCAAGAGAUUAGAACAUCACAGAUUAAAAUUGGGAAAAUUGGCUCAUCUUCUUCUUAUACUUGGAAUCUCUUUGGCCAUGUCCUAUCAGAUAAUGUGUUCAGUUCUAAAAUAUCUAAGAUUUCCGACAGAGAGUAAUGUCCAAUACAAAGAAGAAUCUGCAAUCAAUUUCUCAAUAACAUUUUGCUCGAUUGUUUGGUUUUCUCCGGAAUUAGGUCCAACAAGACUGCUUCAAUUAAACUCAAUUUAUGAACGAGAAGAUGAAAAAACACCUUGGGUCAAAUUUCACGAUGAAGAAACUUCCAACAAUACUAACUUGUAUAUUUGGCAAGCUAGUCCAACCCAACCACUGCAGUGCAGGACAGUUGGCUUUAACCAGGAUGUUAAAAUUAUUCACCGUUUCUCACCGAAUACUUUAAACAGAAUUAUUAUUCAUGAUACACAAUUUCUCAUGGGUGAGAGUCGACUGGAGCUUAGUGAAUCUGCCAUGGAGAAUAACAAUGUUAUUCAACUAAGUGCUAAACAGAUAGAGUUGAUUGAGUCUGAAAAAAACUGCUCUAAUUCAAUAUCCUUUGAUUCAUGCAGAGAGGAUUAUAUAUAUGGCCAGUUUAAUGCUACCUUUGGAUGUAUUUUAUAUAGCAGAAGGCUAGUAUAUGUUAAACUGUUUAACUUCUGUUGUGUCAAUCUUACUGUUCAAAAAUGUCUUUGACUCUGAGGUCUAUAGAAUGAUCUGAAGAUCUUUGUCAAAAUGAUUUAGAAUUUCAAGUGGAUAAAUAAUUUCUUAAUCUGAAAUUCAACACCUUAUUGAAGAAUCAUGUGUUCUAAUGUAAACUAUAAGAUCAAAUUAUUAGGUCAGAUUAUCAACAGUGCAACACUACAAGCUCUAAAUUUCCAUCUCAAAAAGUUGAUUCAGGAUUUAACACACCAGGACAAAAUCCUCUUAAUAUCAAUUGAUUUUUUACUAAAAAUACAUCUAAUAGUAACAAGGUUGCAAUUAAACGUAUAACACUGCAGUUUUUAUAACAGAUACCAAAAAUAAAAAAUAUUUUGAGCUUUUACAGGCAACUGCCCUAAGAUUAGCAUUUGAAUUUGUCUUACAAAAUAUAUUUAGUUCAACUCAUAAAUUCAACAUAUUUUUGAUUCCUUCUAAAAAAUAAACCAUUAAUUAUAAAGAUUUUAUCCGGAGAAGGGGUAUUGCAGGAAAAUCAAACGCAUAAAGAAAGAUUUCUUGAAUUAUCCACAAGUUUCCAUCAUGAACCAUCCACCUGCCCCCUCCCAUGCAAAAUAAGCAUAUUUGACUAUAAACUUCUACAAACAAUAAAAUUGAACACUUCGAGUGAAGAGAAGUACUUAAUAAUCAAGAAACCUCGAACUGUCCAGCAUCUGAAGAGUGAAUACAUCUAUACAAUCUGGGAGUUUGCUGCAGAGUUUGGAGGAUGGAUCGGAGUUCUUUGUGGGUUUUCUGCACUAGACAUUGUCAAUGUUUUUAUAAGCAUGGUUUUAAUUAUAGUUAAGUUCUGUAAGGAACAACUUACUCACUGUAUUUAUUAAAAUGCGUAUAAGAAAAAAUAUAUGUGAGAAAAUU
Eurytemora carolleeae is the source of this 3771-nucleotide messenger RNA. RefSeq lists its product as uncharacterized. The record is from RefSeq and is a predicted model, not a curated record. Bases 10 to 2895 code for a protein of 961 amino acids. The transcript has 10 exons. Gene Ontology annotation, cellular component: membrane. Lineage: Eukaryota; Metazoa; Arthropoda; Copepoda; Calanoida; Temoridae. Gene Ontology annotation, biological process: sodium ion transport. Gene Ontology annotation, molecular function: sodium channel activity.